CUUAGGAGACAUGCUCCUUUGUAUUGCAGAGAAAUACACAGCAGCAUGUUACUGCUGGCAGGAGAGAGACCUGUGUUGUUUACACACAGGUCUCUCCCCUGGGAGUCAUGGAUCAUGUGUCUCUGUAGAGCUGAGAACACGAUCCAUGAUUUCCCCUAGUUAAAUCACCACCUAGUGUACACUAGGCACAUAGCUAGGCGCAUACGUAACCCUUUGAUUGCCCUAGAUGUUAACCCCUUGCCAACCAGUGUCAUUAAUGCAGUGAUUAGUGUAUAUUGUUCACACUGUAUCAGUGUCACUGGUUCCCACAAAGUGUCAGUUAGUGUAAAAAUCUCCACCACAAUAUCGCAGUCCCGCUAUAAGCCGCUGA
Molecule: messenger RNA, 370 nt
Organism: Staurois parvus
Lineage: Eukaryota; Metazoa; Chordata; Amphibia; Anura; Ranidae
Source: the annotation of a GenBank genome assembly